This is a messenger RNA of Scomber scombrus (Atlantic mackerel), 2169 nucleotides long. It is a transcript of the gene desma, whose product is annotated as desmin a. Gene Ontology annotation, biological process: skeletal muscle organ development. Lineage: Eukaryota; Metazoa; Chordata; Actinopteri; Scombriformes; Scombridae. The record is from RefSeq and is a predicted model, not a curated record. The transcript has 10 exons. Gene Ontology annotation, cellular component: sarcolemma; intermediate filament; cell-cell junction. Bases 78 to 1502 code for a protein of 474 amino acids.
UGCCCAUUGGGACAGUUGGGUCUCAGCAUCUCCAGCAGCUCCGUCAAACUACAAGCCAACCAACCAGUCAACCAGCCAUGAGCAAGUCCUUCUCCUCCUCAAGCCAGAGUGCCUCCUCAUACCGUCGCACCUUUGGCUCAGGCGUCGGUUCAUCCCCGAUGUCUUCCCUCUUCUCAUCAGGAGGAGGCCGCAGCUCCUCUGCCAGCCAUAUGGCCAGCCGCGUGUAUGAGGUCAAGAGCAGUGGUGCUCCCUCCUAUUCCAACUACAGAUUGUCCUCUGGUGCUGGAGCAGGGUACGGCUCCUCUACAGCCAUGCGCACUUAUUCAGGUGAGAAACUUGACUUCAACCUUGCUGAUGCAAUGAACCAGGACUUCCUCAACACAAGGACCAAUGAGAAGGCCGAACUUCAGCAUCUCAACGAUCGCUUUGCCAGCUACAUAGAGAAGGUUCGUUUCCUGGAGCAGCAGAAUGGAGCGCUGACCGUGGAGAUUGAGAAGCUGAGGGGCCGCGAGGGGCCCGGACGUGUGGCUGAUCUGUAUGAGGAGGAAAUGAGGGAGCUGAGGAGGCAAAUUGAGAGCCUCUCCAACCAGCGUGCCCGAGUGGAGGUGGAGAGAGACAACCUGGCUGACGACCUGCAGAAAAUUAAACUGAGACUGCAAGAGGAGAUUCACCAGAAGGAAGAUGCAGAGAACAACCUUUCUGCUUUCAGAGCCGAUGUUGACAAUGCCACUCUGGCCAGGCUGGACCUGGAGAGACGCAUUGAGAGUCUUCAAGAGGAAAUUGCCUUCCUCAAGAAGAUCCAUGAAGAGGAGAUCCGUGAGCUGCAGAGCCAGAUGCAAGAAACUCAGGUGCAGGUCCAGAUGGACAUGUCCAAACCCGACCUGACUGCUGCUCUGAGAGAUAUCCGCAUGCAGUACGAGGGCAUCGCCGCCAAGAACAUUUCAGAGGCUGAAGACUGGUACAAGUCUAAGGUGUCUGAUCUGAACCAGGCUGUCAAUAAGAACAAUGAUGCACUGCGUCAGGCCAAACAGGAGAGUAUGGAGUACAGGCACCAGAUCCAGUCCUACACCUGUGAGAUUGACUCACUCAAGGGCACUAAUGAGUCUCUGCUCCGCCAGAUGAGAGAUAUGGAGGAUCGCAUGACUCGUGAAGGCUCUAGUUACCAGGAUACCAUCACACGAAUGGAAGAAGAAAUUGCCAAGAUGAAGGAUGACAUGGCCCGUCACCUGAGGGAGUACCAGGAUCUCCUUAAUGUCAAGAUGGCUCUUGAUAUUGAAAUUGCCACUUACCGCAAGCUGCUGGAGGGAGAGGAGAGCAGGAUCACCACCACUGCGCCUGUCCAGUCUGCCUAUUCUAGUAUUGGAUUCAGAGAGACCAGUCCUGAGUCCCAGCAUCGCACCCCGGAAGUUCACUCCAAGAAGACUGUUGUCAUCAAGACCAUUGAGACCCGCGAUGGAGAGGUUGUCAGCGAGUCCACACAGCACCAGCAAGACAUCAUGUAAACAAGAAGAGGCAACAUUAGAAAACGGUUUAUAGAAUAAAUGUAUAAAAAAUAACUAAAUAAAAUUGACUGCGAGUUUCAGCUGAUUUAAAUGGAAAACAUAAAAUCAAGUAAAUGCAAAUCAGUAUACAUUUUUACACUGUGCACAAUGUACUUCCUUCAGCCUGGUGUAAAAUAAAGGGCAUUCCGGGAUUUAUUCUCUUUACUUCUCUGAACAACAUCAGAACUCAUCUGUGAUUUCUCGUCCACAAAAACACUUCAGUGGCAAGAGAUGAGAUUCAAAUGAGCAACAAAGCUUCAGUGUUGCCAUAGUGAACCAGCAUGCACUGGAAAGCUUGACAUAUCCAUAAGCCUUAAUAAAACGUUGGUCAAAAGUGAUAUUAUAAGGGGAACCUUGAGUGCACAUAUUCCAAGUUUUAUUUGUGCAAAUGUACAAGUACUUGAUAAAGGGUGGCUUUUGUUUUUUGUAACUGAUGAAAGGAAAGUGGGAGGAUUACCAUAUAGGUUUGAAAAAUGCCAGAAACAUCAGCAUUUAAAAAUAAGGAAGUAAGUCAUGUUUGAUGUUUGAGCUCAGAUGGUGAUGUUUGGUUGUAUGUGUAUAGGUGGCCAUGUUAUGCUGCUUCACUAUGUCCAAAAUCUCAAAUAAAGACAUUUGUUAUCACCAUUCA